This is a messenger RNA of Ctenopharyngodon idella (grass carp), 3574 nucleotides long. RefSeq names its product cyclin F (gene ccnf). The coding region runs from base 196 to 2499 and encodes 767 amino acids. The record is from RefSeq and is a predicted model, not a curated record. Gene Ontology annotation, molecular function: protein binding; cyclin-dependent protein serine/threonine kinase regulator activity. Lineage: Eukaryota; Metazoa; Chordata; Actinopteri; Cypriniformes; Xenocyprididae. Gene Ontology annotation, biological process: regulation of cyclin-dependent protein serine/threonine kinase activity; mitotic cell cycle phase transition. The transcript is spliced from 17 exons. Gene Ontology annotation, cellular component: centrosome; nucleus; cytoplasm.
CUCGGGGGAGGGGCUAAAUGGAAGUUGCAUGGUUUGAUCAGAGGAGAGUUGUGUUUUAAACAGUCCAACACUAUUAGUUAAUCAGUAAAACUGAUUAGAUUAAUUUAAGGUCUAAUAAUCACAGAUUUAAGUAUUAAUUUCGGUUCACUGUGAAGCAUUGUUGCUGUAAGCUGACUUCUUUAAUCCUUCCUUGAAAUGAAAGCGGGCGUGCUCCACUGUCGAUGUGCCAAAUGUUUCUCUCUCCCUGUACGGAAGCGGAUCCGAAAGCGUGCGUCUGCCGUCACGCUGCUGUCUCUUCCUGAAGAGCUGCUCCUGUAUGUCCUCCAAUGCCUCUCCGCUGAGGACCUCCUCGCCGUCCGAGCGGUUCAUUCUCAUCUUCGUGACAUUAUUGAUAGUAACUCAAGUGUUUGGGCACGAGUAAGUUUCAAAGACCGCUGGCCGGCCCCUGAUACCGUUUGGCUCUUUGAGAGGGCUGCAGAGAAGGGAAACUUUGAAGCUGCUGUGAAACUAGGAAUUGCGUAUUUGUACAAUGAAGGGCCCUCGCUCAGUGAGGAGGGACGUGCUGAUCUGUGCGGCCGCAUGGCGUCUCGGUACUUUAGCCUGGCCGAGAGCCUCAGGUCCCCGCUGGCCGACCCGUUCAUCUGGCUGUUCAUCCGCCCGCCGUGGUCCAUGUCUGGAGGCUGCUGUAAGGCUGUGGUGUACGACCGGCUCGAGGCGGAGUGUGAGACCAACCUGGGACGGAGAGGGACGUUACUUUACUGCUUGGCUAGAGUCCUUCAGCUGUUUGAUGAUGAGGAAAAGCGUGACGAGGCUACGUCCAUGCUGAAGGAGUCGGCGCAUUGCGGGAGUGUGCAGAGCUCGUAUCUGCUGUGGGAAAUGAACCGUGGCACGUCGGCGGCCGACCCCGGCAGGUAUCUGCAGUGCAUGCGCACGCUCAGGGACUACGCUGCCAAAGGAUGCUGGGAAGCUCAGCUGGCGUUUGCGAAGUCAUGUGGCACCGCUAACCCUCUGGGUCUGGAGCCGCGGGCCUGCGCUGAACUUGUGGCCCAGUUCUUCCACUCCGGACCGUCACCCCUGCAAUACCCACAAAAUCUGCAGGGACAGGACAUCACCACUAAGAGGUAUAUUCUAGUGGACUGGCUGGUGGAGGUGACUACCAUGAAAGACUUCUCUAGCCAAGUGCUGCAUGUGACCAUCGGAUGUGUGGACCGCUAUCUGAGCCUGCGUUCAGUGCCCAAGGCCCAGCUGCAGCUCCUGGGUAUCGCCUGCAUGGUGAUCUGCACUCGAUACAUCAGUAAAGAGAUCCUGACCAUCCGUGAGGCGGUGUGGCUCACUGACAACACCUAUCAGUAUGAAGACCUGGUGCGCAUGAUGGGGGAGGUCAUCUCCGUGCUGGACGGGAAGAUACGGACGGCCACGGUGCUUGAUUAUGGGGAAGUGCUGCUGUCAUUGCUCCCUGUGGAGCGGCGCAGUUCUCACCUCUUCAAAUACAUCUGUGAACUCUCUCUUCUCUGCUCGCCUCUCACCGUACCGGGGCCGGCCCGACUCGCCAGCGCCAUCCUGCUGCUCACCAGAGCACUGCACAACUAUGUUCCUGUGUGGCCCAUCCAGCUGGAGGAAAACACGGGUUUCUCCAAGCAGGAUCUUGUCUCCUGUGCUUUAUCGCUCUACGUCAAGUGUUUCGGUCAAGAUGUGCCCAAAGACUACAGACAUGUGUCUCUGACCGGGGUCAAACAGAGGUUCGAGGAUGAUGCGUACCAGCAGAUAAGCAAAGACGUGGUGAUGAGCUUUAAGGAGCUAUGUCAGGUGUUGGAGGUCCCAGAGGUGGAGCCGCAGGUGGAGGCGCCCAGCGCUAGCAGCCAGCUAACAGAGAUGCACACCUUCCUGUCCUCUCCCGCCAGCAACAGCAAGAGGAGACGAGAGGACAGCAUGCAGGCGCACAGGGGAAGCUUCCUGGCCACGCCCACAGCCGAGCUGUCCAGUCAAGAGGAGAUGCUGCUGGGAGACAUCCUGGACUGGAGCCUCGACACUUCCUGUUCAGGCUACGAAGGCGACCGGGAGAGUGAGGGCGAGAAGGACGGAGAAAUUUCGGCGAUGGAGGUGCAGAUGGAGCUGCCGGUGGAGUGUGGUGAUGGGAAGCCGCAUUGUUGCGCGCUCUCCAGCGAUGACGACAGUAUUUGUGAGGAACCCAUCGAGGAGGAGGCGGCGACGUGGGGGAGCAGCAGUCGAAGCAGCCCCUGGAUACGCCACAUAUCCUCUUCCUCGUCUUCCUUUUGCACAGACCGCCGCAGCUCGGGCUACUCCUCCAUCCAAAGCGUUCCCAGUCCAUCCGUCUCUUCAUCUUUGGUCUCUCCCCAAAAUCUUUCUGGUUUCCGCCUCCUGCUGCCGCCCGCGCAGAGGACCCGCCGGCAGGUGAAGAGGAAAAACACAGCUGCGCACAGUGGAGGAGAGGCGGAGCGCGAAGAGGAUGCUGCCAAUGUGGCCUUCUUCAGCCUGUGAUUGACUUAACGCAUCACUUCCUGGCCACCCGCCAGGAGCACUUUGGUUCACGGGUGGUCUUUAUCUCAGAGGGACAACAGGCGAAACGUCUAUUUUCUGAGCUUUAAGUAAGAACAAAGGUCAUGUUUUUUCUUCCCAUAAUGCAUUUCACUUCAGCUCCUGACGACAGGAGCGCCUUCGCUCGACUGUUGCUGUUGACAAGCAACGUGAUUAAUGCCUCAAAUGUGUUGAAAUCACUGGAACUGUCUCUGUUUUUUGAAGUCUUGUGUACGUUGUCUUGCGUCUUCGUAAGUAUUUAAAACCGGACUGUUUACAGAAUAUGACUAUUAUAGUUUAUCAAAUGUGCAAAUGUUUAUUUUUACAAAGUUACAUGCAGCUAUGGAGGAAACCGACUCAAUCCAUGAAGUUUCAUGCUGAUUAAUGCACUGUCCGAACGAAACUGGUUUGUUUACGCGGAUGUUUCUCGCCACGUAUCUUGAUUAUUUAUCUUGAACUCCAGUGUUUUUGUAUUCGUGCAUUGCUUUGCGUUCGCCACAUCUUCUGCCAAAGUUCUUAAAACUUUCAUACUGUUUUCGAAAAUGCUUUUUUGGUUGUGAUACCACUGAUGUUUUGACCUGUGAAACCUGUAAACGUACAGUACAUCUGUAUGAAUUUUUCCAUGUGACAGAUCCAAUGCAACAGCCAAUGAAUGUGAUCGUUUGACAUGCUUUUUCGUAAUGACCUCGAGAGAUACCGAGCACUUUUUUAUGACACAUGCUGGAAAGCGAAAUGAUGCUUCGUAACGAGUCUCGAUGUUUUAUCUUUAAUAUGCUUGAACAAUCAACCAUACAUAUAUAUUUGUGAGUGUUCAUCUGUUUGAGGUUAUGACACUAAAAGCAUUAAGUUAUUAUAUUUGAGCAGGUCUUGUUGGUACUGUAUGUCGAACGUCACUAAGGAUUGCGACUGUAAAUAAUUAUUCCUUGUUUAUAACUGUAAAUAAAUAAAUGUAUGAAGCUGUGAAAGGCCAUGUGAACUUGAAAACAGACGUGUGUUUGUUAUAUUCUGAAAACCACAAUAAAACAAUGCAGUAGUUACA